This is a messenger RNA of Chenopodium quinoa (quinoa), 1792 nucleotides long. RefSeq names its product aldehyde dehydrogenase family 2 member C4-like. Bases 95 to 1603 code for a protein of 502 amino acids. NCBI's taxonomy places the organism in Eukaryota, Viridiplantae, Streptophyta, Magnoliopsida, Caryophyllales, Amaranthaceae. Gene Ontology annotation, molecular function: aldehyde dehydrogenase (NAD+) activity. The transcript has 9 exons. The record is from RefSeq and is a predicted model, not a curated record.
AAAACAAACUAAGUGGUAGAAUUUAUAGAUCAUAAACAAGCAAAGUUAUUAGACUGCACGUACCCUAGCUACACAAAAACACAAGGAAAUAAUUAUGGGUGAUAUGUCAAAAGAAAGCUCGGAAUCAUGCGACUUCAUAAUACCAGAGAUCAAGUUUACAAAACUUUUCAUCAAUGGAGAAUUUGUCGAUGCAAUUUCUGGAAAAAGUUUCGAGACAAUCGAUCCGAGGAAUGGUGAAGUGAUAGCGAGCGUUGCAGAGGGAGAUAAGGAAGAUAUUGAUUUGGCUGUUAAGGUUGCUCGUGAAGCCUUCGACCAUGGGCCAUGGCCUCGUAUGUCUGGAUAUGAAAGGGGAAGGGUUAUGAUGAAAUUUGCGGACCUAAUCGAGGAACACGUGGAAGAACUAGCAGCGUUGGAUUCAAUAGAUGCAGGCAAACUCUUUACAAUGGGGAAGGUCUUGGACAUCCCAGGUGCAUCCCACUGCUUACGGUACUACGCAGGAGCAGCAGAUAAAAUCCAUGGAGAGACAUUGAAGUUGUCACGUGCGAUGCAGGGGUACACCCUAAGAGAGCCAAUUGGGGUUGUGGGCCACAUCAUACCAUGGAAUUAUCCAACCACCAUGUUUUUCUUAAAGGUGGCUCCAGCCUUAGCGGCUGGGUGCACCAUGGUGGUUAAGCCGGCGGAGCAAACCCCACUAUCGGCUCUUUAUUAUGCUCAUCUUUCCAAGUUGGCUGGUGUUCCUGACGGAGUGCUAAAUGUUGUGAAUGGAUUUGGAGAAACUGCUGGGGCUGCGGUCGCCUCUCAUAUGGACAUUGACAAAAUAAGCUUUACAGGAUCAGCAGAGGUAGGACGCCUUAUAAUGCAAGCAGCAGCAACAAGCAACUUAAAACCAGUCUCCCUAGAACUUGGAGGAAAAUCCCCUCUCAUCAUUUUUGAUGAUGCUGAUGUUGAUGUUGCAGCUGAGCUUGCUCUUCAAGGCUGCAUGUUUAAUAAGGGAGAAAUUUGUGUGGCUAGUACUCGUAUUCUUGUUCAAGAAGGGAUUUACGAAGAGGUUUCAAAGAAAUUAACAGAAAAGGCUAAAUCUUGGGUUGUUGGUGAUCCCUUUGAUCCUAAAGUUCAACAAGGACCUCAGGUUGAUAAGAAGCAAUUUGAGAGAGUACUUUCUUACAUUCGAAAAGGCAAAGAAGAAGGUGCUGAGCUGCUAGUUGGUGGUGAUCGUCAUGGUGAAAAGGGAUAUUAUAUUUUCCCAACCAUAUUCUCUGAUGUCAAGGAUGAUAUGCAAAUAGCAACGGAUGAAAUUUUUGGCCCUGUCAUGUCUUUGAUGAAGUUCAAAACCGUAGAAGAAGGAAUACAAAGAGCAAAUGCUACAAGAUAUGGAUUAGCAGCUGGGAUAGUAACCAAGAACAUAGACAUUGCUAACACAGUCUCAAGGUCGAUUCGGGCUGGAACCAUUUGGAUCAAUUGCUACUUUGGUUUUGAUUAUGAUGCACCUUUUGGUGGGUACAAAAUGAGUGGUUUUGGGAGAGAACAUGGACUAGAUGGCCUCUAUAUGUACACCCAAGUUAAGUCUGUUGUCACUCCUAUUUACAACUCCCCUUGGCUCUAAGCGUCUAAGUUAUCAAUGUGAACCAAUUUGGAACUCGAAGAAGUUGCAUGUUUCCUUUUGUUUAUUUGCAUAAACAUGUUUUGUACUCCGUAUAAUGUUAUUGAGUGGUAUGUAAUUUGUGGAAAUUAUGUUAUGUAAUAUUUCAACCUUCUUUAAUGAUGAUAUUUAAUUAGGUGUUUAUUUGCUAAA